Molecule: messenger RNA, 1631 nt
Organism: Betta splendens (Siamese fighting fish)
Lineage: Eukaryota; Metazoa; Chordata; Actinopteri; Anabantiformes; Osphronemidae
Product: tubulin alpha-1D chain
Exons: 4
Coding region: 160-1509 (449 amino acids)
Biological process (GO): microtubule cytoskeleton organization; mitotic cell cycle
Cellular component (GO): microtubule; cytoplasm
Molecular function (GO): structural constituent of cytoskeleton; GTP binding
Source: RefSeq, a predicted model, not a curated record
CCCAACGUUCGCUCCCGCCAAGAAUAAAUUCAAACCCUGGUCUCGGCCCGGCCCCCUUAAAAACCUAUAAAUACUCCCGGCGAGACUUCCUCUUUUCAGAACUACCUUCAGUACCCGAUACUUUAACGUCGGCGAAAAGGACAAAGAAAACUUUACAAAAUGCGUGAGUGUAUUUCUAUGCACGUCGGCCAGGCCGGUGCCCAGAUGGGCAAUGCAUGCUGGGAGCUGUACUGCCUGGAGCAUGGCAUCCAGCCGGACGGCCAAAUGCCCAGUGACAAGACCAUUGGUGGGGGAGACGACUCCUUCAACACUUUCUUCAGUGAAACUGGAGCUGGCAAACAUGUUCCCAGAGCCGUCUUUGUGGACUUGGAGCCAACAGUCAUUGACGAGGUCCGUACAGGAACCUACCGCCAACUCUUCCAUCCUGAGCAGCUGAUCACAGGAAAGGAAGACGCAGCAAACAACUAUGCCCGUGGUCACUACACAGUUGGCAAGGAGAUCAUUGACCUGGUCCUUGACAGAACACGUAAACUCGCUGACCAGUGCACUGGCCUCCAAGGUUUCCUCAUCUUCCACUCCUUUGGAGGAGGAACUGGUUCUGGUUUCACCUCUCUGCUGAUGGAGCGCCUCUCUGUUGAUUAUGGGAAAAAGUCCAAGCUAGAAUUUGCAGUUUACCCUGCCCCCCAGGUCUCCACAGCUGUAGUAGAGCCCUACAACUCCAUCCUGACCACCCACACCACCCUUGAGCACUCAGACUGUGCCUUCAUGGUAGAUAAUGAGGCCAUCUAUGACAUCUGCCGCAGAAACCUGGACAUUGAGCGUCCCACCUACACCAACCUCAACAGGCUGAUUGGACAGAUAGUCUCAUCCAUCACUGCCUCGCUGCGUUUUGAUGGUGCGCUGAAUGUGGAUCUGACUGAGUUCCAGACCAACCUGGUGCCCUACCCCCGUAUCCACUUCCCUCUGGCCACCUACGCCCCAGUCAUUUCUGCAGAGAAAGCCUAUCAUGAGCAGCUGUCUGUGGCUGAUAUUACCAACGCCUGCUUCGAGCCAGCCAAUCAAAUGGUGAAGUGCGACCCUCGCCAUGGAAAAUACAUGGCCUGCUGUCUCCUGUACCGUGGUGAUGUGGUCCCCAAAGACGUCAACUCCGCUAUUGCCACCAUCAAGACCAAACGCACCAUCCAGUUUGUGGACUGGUGUCCAACAGGUUUCAAAGUGGGCAUCAACUACCAGCCUCCUACAGUGGUACCUGGAGGAGACCUGGCCAAGGUGCAGAGGGCUGUGUGCAUGCUGAGUAACACCACUGCCAUUGCUGAAGCCUGGGCCCGACUUGACCACAAGUUUGACCUGAUGUAUGCCAAGAGGGCCUUUGUCCACUGGUAUGUGGGUGAGGGUAUGGAGGAGGGAGAGUUCUCAGAGGCCAGAGAGGACAUGGCAGCUCUGGAGAAGGAUUAUGAAGAGGUUGGCACUGAUAGUGUUGGGGAUGAGGAAGAUGGGGAUGAGUACUAAACAUCAGCUAAACACCAAAGGCUCUCUAAGAAAAGCUGGACUCUGUCAUUCAAUUCUGCACAUUCCAGUGAGCUUCAUGAUUGUCUGAUCUUGUUUUUACUCUAAUAAAGAGCAUAAAGUGA